AGCCAACCAAGCAAACUAUAUACCAUUGCACAUUUUGCAACGGAGCUAAGCUUAGCUAGAGCAAGAGAGGUUUGUACGAUGGGGAGUGGGAAGAAGAGGGCGGCGCUUGCGUCCCUGUUCGGGUUCAAGAACAAGAGACAGGAGGAGGAAGAGGCCCCGGCGGCGAGGCGACAGCAGCAGCACGCGGCGGCAGCACCACAGCAGAGGUACCAGCAUCACAGGGUGCGGCCGAGCGACGACGACGACUACGCCCGGCACUGGUACGCCGAACGCGACAUCGACCGGAAGGCCUCCGAGUUCAUCGACAAGGUUCACCGCCGGAUGCUCGCCAACGAGCAAGACGGAUAGCCACCGGCCGGCCGUGCCGCCGGUGUCGUAUAUAUAUGUACGUAGUACCACGGUACCAGCAUGCCAAUGGAUCUAGCUAGAUCGUGCAUGCAGGGUAUGCAGCACUUGCGUGCAUUUGUGUGUGUGUGUGUGUGUCGUGUGUGUGGGUGUGGGGAUGCGUCUGUCUGUGAUUAGUUGCUUUGUUUUGAUUGGGUAUGUCUUGUUUUGUUGUUUCUAUGUUGUCGGAUGUACAUGUAACUGGAUUGUGUGGGU
Messenger RNA from Hordeum vulgare subsp. vulgare (domesticated barley), 600 nucleotides. RefSeq lists its product as uncharacterized. The coding region runs from base 79 to 348 and encodes 89 amino acids. The transcript has a single exon. Lineage: Eukaryota; Viridiplantae; Streptophyta; Magnoliopsida; Poales; Poaceae. The record is from RefSeq and is a predicted model, not a curated record.